AUGCUGGUGCUGGUGGGACUGGUGCUGUGCCUCGUGCCUGCGGAACCCCUGACCACCUUCCCCCCGAAGUUCCAGGUGGGGAAGCUGAACCAGGACKUGGUGCUGCGAUGUGACACCUCGGAGCAGCACAUUCACUGGACACUGAACGGGGACCGGGAGCCCAUGGCUGAAUUGGUGCCCAAGGGCCACAACCUCACCAUCCUCGGCUUGGACCUGCCGGCCACGGGAAAUUACAGCUGCUGGGCCGGCUCCGUCCUGCUGGACACCACCUAYGUGGUGGUCAGCGGCACCCGUGAGGAGGAAAUCAACGUGUCCUGCCAGGCUGAGUCCUACAACGGCUCCUUCCACUGCUCCUGGCCCGGGCCCCCCUCUGCCGUCUUCCACGCCCGUCUCACACGCAGCGACGGCUCCAUGGGGCCGUGGGUGCCGGUGGCCAGAGCCCACGGCCGGUUCAACGCCAGCCUGGCUGACCCCUCGUUCUGCCCCUUCGGAGAGGAGCUGCGCCCGCUCCAGCUGCACCUGGAGGGGCUCUCGGACACCUCCUACCUCAACCUCUCCAGGCACUUCUUCCUGCGUGACAUUGUUCGUCCUGAGCCGCCCCAAGAGCUGACCCUGCAGCAGCGAGGGGAGCAGCUCCACCUGGCCUGGGCUCCCCCGGCCUCCUGGCCCCUCCCCAAAUCCUACUUUGCGCUGCUCUACCAUCUGCAGUACGAGCUCCACAACGGCACCCAGGUUGAGCGRUUUGUGGAGGGCGCAGAGGAGACUCCGGUGCAGGCGGGCGCGCGGCGGGUGCGGAUCAGCUGCCGGGACCCCUACACCCCCCCGGCCUGGAGCCCCUGGAGCCCCUGGAUGGCUCUCAAUGCACCCCAAUAA
Malurus melanocephalus (red-backed fairy wren) is the source of this 873-nucleotide messenger RNA. Its product is annotated as interleukin-12 subunit beta-like. The record is from RefSeq and is a predicted model, not a curated record. Gene Ontology annotation, molecular function: protein binding. The transcript is spliced from 6 exons. Bases 1 to 873 code for a protein of 290 amino acids. Lineage: Eukaryota; Metazoa; Chordata; Aves; Passeriformes; Maluridae.